Molecule: messenger RNA, 4371 nt
Organism: Oncorhynchus nerka (sockeye salmon)
Lineage: Eukaryota; Metazoa; Chordata; Actinopteri; Salmoniformes; Salmonidae
Gene: ppm1ba
Product: protein phosphatase, Mg2+/Mn2+ dependent, 1Ba
Exons: 7
Coding region: 408-1586 (392 amino acids)
Biological process (GO): positive regulation of canonical Wnt signaling pathway; negative regulation of canonical NF-kappaB signal transduction; positive regulation of canonical NF-kappaB signal transduction
Cellular component (GO): cytosol; nucleus
Molecular function (GO): manganese ion binding; magnesium ion binding; protein serine/threonine phosphatase activity
Source: RefSeq, a predicted model, not a curated record
UGGAUAUCGAGCAGAGCUCUUCUGUGCUUUGGCCCAUCAAUGGAGGAAAGAACGUCAUCUGUUUCAUACAUUUAGUUAGCUGCCAAAUCAGUUCAGUUCUUCCAUAAACUAGUAUUUUUAUCCUACAACACAUUGUUUUCAUAGCGCUGUCUCUUUUGUGUGCCAAAUAUGCAUAAAAAAGACAACAGUCAGUGCCAAGAAAUGUUGAAAAGGGAAUUCGUGUAAAGGCAAGUGCUAGCCUUGCUAUCUUGGUUAGCUAGAUAGCUACAAUUCUGAUCAGCUAGCUAGUUCAAGAAACCGAAAUAAAACCCUAAAUUAAUAUCCAAGUAAAGAAAUAUUCAAUUGCAACCAGACGAGGGGCUAUUUGAAGCAAACUCGAUUUCUGCUAAAACGUGGUGGCCUAAGCCAUGGGGGCGUUCCUGGACAAGCCCAAGACGGAGAAGCACAAUGCCCAUGGUGAGGGCAACAACCUCCGUUAUGGCCUGAGCAGCAUGCAGGGAUGGCGGGUGGAGAUGGAGGACGCCCACACCGCUACGGUGGGUCUACCCCAUGGCCUGGAUGACUGGUCCUUCUUCGCUGUCUACGACGGCCACGCCGGCUCCCGCGUGGCUAACUAUGCCUCUAAACACCUGCUGGGGCACAUCAUCACCCACAGCAUGGGUUCCCCGGGCCCUGAAGGUGUCACCCCAGCCCCCACUGUGGAUGUGGUCAAGACGGGCAUCCGCACCGGUUUCCUGAACAUCGACGAGCACAUGAGGAACUUCUCAGACCUGCGUAACGGCAUGGACCGCAGCGGCUCGACAGCCGUGGCCGUACUGCUCUCGCCAGAGCACCUCUACUUCAUCAACUGUGGUGACUCACGGGCCGUGCUCUACCGCAAUGCGCACGUCUGCUUCUCCACGCUUGACCACAAGCCCUGCAACCCACGGGAGAAAGAGAGGAUCCAGAACGCAGGUGGCUCUGUAAUGAUCCAGAGGGUGAAUGGUUCCCUGGCCGUGUCCCGGGCCCUGGGAGACUACGACUACAAGUGUGUGGAUGGGAGGGGUGCCACGGAGCAGCUGGUGUCCCCAGAGCCCGAGGUGUUUGAGAUCGAGAGGGCCCCAGAGGACGAGUUUGUGGUGCUGGCCUGCGACGGUAUCUGGGACGUGAUGAGCAACGAGGAACUGUGCGAGUUUGUCAAGUCCCGUCUGGAGGUGUCCCACGACCUGGAGAAGGUCUGCAACCAGGUGCUGGACACCUGCCUGCACAAGGGAAGUCGGGAUAACAUGAGUGUUGUGUUGGUGUGUUUGCCAAACUGCCCUAAAGUGUCAGAGGAGGCGGUGAAGAAAGAUACAGAGCUGGAUAAGUUCCUGGAGUCUCGCGUGGAAGAGAUCUUAGAGAAGGCAGGAGAGGAGGGUAUUCCCGACCUGGUGACGGUCAUGAGGAACCUGUCCUCAGAGAGCAUCCCUAACCUGCCACCAGGGGGAGGCCUCGCCAGCAAACGCAGUGUUAUCGAAGUAGUGUACAACCGGCUGAACCCACACAGGGAAGUGGAUGGGCCCUCCUGUAUCAUUUGGCUACCUCCUUUGGGGAUGUACCAGAUGUGAUUGUCGAGCACUUCAGGAGAGGUGCUUAUCUCUGAGAUCUGGGGAGCGAUCCCUGCUUGUCUCCUUGGAGUGGAGUUGGUUUUGUUGUGUAGGGGGCCAUUUUGGAUUGGUGUGACGUAGACAAGCCAGGACUGUAUGAUGAGUCUGUCAUUAGGUAAUAUGGAUUUACUUGUCAUGCUGUUUGUAACAAUGUAUUUUCUCUUCUUUCACUUUGCCUCUCCUCUACUCCAUCUCUCUCUCUUGCCGUCCCACAGACUGGAGCAGACCUUGAGGACCCCUGGUAACUGGCCAUCAGAACUGCCUGUUCCUACAACGGGACUCCUUUAUACACAAGACAUCUUUACUCACUUUAUUCCUUUUUAUUUUUCCUACGAUACCAAGAGAUCGAUUGGACCAUAAAUGACGAUUUAAAAAAAAUCACACACAAAAUCAGUUAACACACAACACAAAGGAUUGCAAAACAUUUUUGAUUAGAAAAGGGUGUUCAAAAAGCACUCACACAUCUGAGCUGUCUUUGCUGCAGGUGCAUGCUAACAAUUGAAUAACAUGAGAAAAAAGAAGAAACGCGCACACGUUAGAGCUUUGUUGAAGGCCUUGAGGCCGAUACGUAAAGCUUCAUAAAGAACAGCGAUACUAGCAAGAGCAGUGUGCAGGUUUCUUCUUUUUUCUCAUAUUAAAAAAGGGGGGAAAGAAAGACUGCGAUGGUAGUAUAAACGAUGUAUACAAAAUAUAUAUACUAGACAAAUUAAGACUUGUUGUUUUUUUUUCCUUUUUAUAGCUUUUUUGUGGUUUUUCUUUUUGUGCUGAUGAAGAGACACGAGGGCCAUAGUUGGGACAUUUUGUGGCCCAUCCCUGUGCAGUCUGGGGUGCCUUUUUCCCCAUCGCUGAGGAUGGAGGAGCUAGCAACCAGCUGUAAACUGACCAGGCCCCAAGUCCCUGCUUCCUAGACACAAGGGGCCCUACAGAGGACCACCACUGGGUCAGGGACUCACUGGCCUGUGGCUGCCUGGCUGGACAUUGCUACUGGGAUUUCAGAUAGACAAACCCAAAUGUGUGGACAGGAUAGGACUGACUGGCUGCAUUCUAUGGCAUUACUUGUGUGGAAGGGUUUGGAGACUGACCGCUUUUUGCACCUUUUCUCUCCAACCAACAACAAAAAAAACAACGGAGACCCAGCUAAUGUUUGCAUUGACAGACACUGCCUCAACUUCAACCAUUUCACUUCCAUAAGCUUUCUAGCCUGCUGUUGAUCAAGAAAAAUUUAAAAUAUAUAUAAAAUCCAUAUAUUUUUGAUUUAUGUAAAAAAAAAAAAAAAAACUUUUAAAAAAUGUGUCCUGUGGCCUACUGUGUGUGUGUAAAGAUGAGGAAGUUGCUGGUUUGUUGACUUUAGGAGUCAAACAGAGAUCUUGAUUGACAUGUGAGGAGAUCUACGUGAGUGUGUACAUACCAGCCACCCAAGGACUCUGUGUUUUUGGGCUAAAGGGAUUCUAACUGUCCACCAAAGCCUCACUACUCGUUUCUCCUUGCACUUCUCUCUCUUUCUUAUUAGUUUCUCCUAUGUUCUGUCUUUCCUCACCCUCCUUAAAAUGCAGAAACGGACUCUUGCAACAACUUGCCUUUUUUAUUAGAUUUUUCUCAGAUAAUACGUGUUAUUUUUUUCCGUUUAGCAAUUAGAAAUUUCUAGGCAAUGAUGAUGUUCACCUUUAGUUUAUUUUUCAAAUGCCGUGUUAAUAGUGUAAUAUGGUUGUUCCAUUGCGUUCUCUAAAUUUCAAUAGAAAUUGCUUGUAUGAAAAAAUGAAACCGAUGAAAUGUGUUAAAAGGAGAAGUCAAGCAUGAUUUAGUGUGCCGGAGAGGGAUGAGGUGGCUCUCGGCCCAGGUUUCUGGCUUGGCUAUGAUCUGGUACACAAGCCUUGGUGCCAUGUGACUUAGGUACUUGAAUGUUGGGUGUGGUUCUAUUUUUGCAAUAUUGAUUUUCAUGAGAUUAUUAAAAAAAUAAUUGUGGGGGGGUUUAAUAAUUUUUUUAGCUGUGCAUGUUUUGUGUUGGAGGAAUGCGUGGUGUGGGAUGGGGGUCAGACGGGUGGGGUGGGGGUGAUGGUCCUGGUUAAUGGGUAUGUUUAAGCUAUAGUAGACACUGGGUUAAGAGGGUGUGGGGCUGCUUUGAAUGUAAUUCACCUUCACACUACACUGCACAGGCUGAGCGGAGGCUACAGAUGCUUUCCUCCCCCUGGUUAUUUGAUGACAGAACUUAUCCUGGCAUUUAGUUUUCAUUGUUUCAUUGGAAUAUAUAGGCUAUAGAGUCCCACGUGGGGUUAUAUUAAUACAAUCUUUAUUCUCACUCAUCUUCCUCCCUAACUGGAGCAAUUUGCUGGUCCCGCCCCCUAUUACUAACUGUAAUGAUUGAAAAAUGAGAAUGUUUGUGAUGUUUUGGGGGCUGGAAAUGAACUUGGUGAUUUAGUGCCCAUGUUAUUCAUCCUGAUUUUCCUUUUUAUCUUUUUUUGUGUAUCUACAAGUAUUGAUAUAUAGAAUGGUGAUCAUUUCCACAUUUUAUUUAUUCCUGAUUUUAGCCUUUAACAUGAGGUGCUGUAUUUGAGAAUGGUAUACGGUUAUGAUGUGUGUGGCAGGGUUUGUCCCGCCCCCUCUGCAGGGUCACCUGAGUGAUGAGGGGGUCAGGGGUCGAUCGUGAGUUUUCACCAUACCUCCUGAUAGUUCCCAGUAUAACAUUGUGAUGUUUCAGACCAUACCGUGAGCAUAAUCUUCAAUAAAGGAUGGAUACAUUUAGAUGAAA